This is a messenger RNA of Tripterygium wilfordii, 1344 nucleotides long. RefSeq names its product leucine-rich repeat extensin-like protein 6. Bases 27 to 1208 code for a protein of 393 amino acids. The record is from RefSeq and is a predicted model, not a curated record. Lineage: Eukaryota; Viridiplantae; Streptophyta; Magnoliopsida; Celastrales; Celastraceae. Gene Ontology annotation, molecular function: protein binding. The transcript has a single exon.
GCCCAACAUCUGUCCAAAUCUCCAAGAUGAAGAACCCAGAAGCUCUUUUUGGCAUCCUCACAACCCUAUUAAUCUUCUCCAAACCAUCCCACCAAGCCUCUCCCCCUCCACAAUUCCCACCAAAUCCCAGACUUCUCAAUGCCUACACAGCCCUCCAAGCCUGGAAAUCCACAUUCACAUCCGACCCAAACAAUUUCACGUCAAACUGGUCCGGCCCAUAUGUCUGCAACUACAGAGGUGUCUACUGUGCACCCGCACCAGACGAUCCUCACACCAUAACCGUCGCAGGCAUCGACCUUAACGGCGCAAACAUUGCCGGCACUCUUUCCGAACACCUCGGCCUCCUUACCGAUCUCGCACUCUUCCAUUUGAACUCCAAUCGCUUCUGUGGUACAAUCCCAGAAGCCUUCUCUAACCUCCACCUCCUCUACGAGCUCGACGUCAGUAAUAACCAGUUCGAGGGCCCAUUCCCUUCUGUUGUUCUCUGCUUACCUUCUCUGAAAUUCCUCGACAUCCGAUUCAAUCGGUUUAACGGCGAUAUACCUCCAAAGCUAUUUGAUUUGAAAUUGGAUGCUCUGUUUAUUAACAACAACAAGUUCUGCUCAAAUUUGCCGCAGAAUUUUGGGAAUUCUCCGGUGUCUGUGAUGGUGUUAGCGAAUAAUCAAAUUGGGGGUUGUAUUCCUUCGAGUUUAGCGAAGAUGGGAGGGACGCUCAAGGAAAUCAUUUUAAUGAAUAAUGGAUUGACGGGUUGUUUGGAUUCUGGGAUUGGUGGGUUGAGAGAGGUUACGGUGUUUGAUGUGAGUGUUAACGAGUUAGUUGGGUCGUUGCCGGAAUCUAUGGCGGGGAUGCAGAGUUUGGAGCAACUUAAUGUGGGGAAUAAUAGGUUGUCCGGUGAGAUUCCUAAAGGUGUGUGUUCGUUGCCUAAGCUGGAGAAUUUCACUUACUCUUAUAAUUACUUCUGCAGCGAGCCUCCGGUGUGUCUCAAGUUGCCGGCGAAGGAUGAUAGAGAUAAUUGUAUACCGAGUAGGCCUUUGCAAAGAUCGGCUCAGGAAUGCAAGGCUUUCUAUGCCGUUCCUGUUGAUUGUAGUGUCCCCGGGAGCACAGACACAUUUUCGCCGCCGCCUCCUCCUCCACCACCACCACCUCCGCCUCCUCCACCACCACCGCCUCCGCCUCCUCCACCUCCACUAGCACCAGGGUAUUAUUGACAUCAGCCGUGACAGAUUAGAAAUUAUACAUAACAAUUUGUGUAUUUCGUUUUUUUUGUAUUUAUUUUUUUACUACUUGAUUUUGAGAAUAAAACGCAUAAUUGAUAACCAUCGAGUCAUUGACCUUGCUUUGUCA